Molecule: messenger RNA, 2853 nt
Organism: Sclerotinia trifoliorum
Lineage: Eukaryota; Fungi; Ascomycota; Leotiomycetes; Helotiales; Sclerotiniaceae
Source: the annotation of a GenBank genome assembly
AUUUUUAAGUGAAUUAUGAAUGUCCUUAAUAUCUCUGUUUCAUCCCCCUCUAGAGCCUUCUAAUCUUUCCUCUUAGACUCAGUUCUCCUCGAGACACUUGAGUAGCGGCUCCUUGGAUUCACCAUCUAGUUUACCCCUCUUUGACGCAGCCGGGGGAAUUCUAUAGUGAUUCACCUAUUUUCUUUUAGAUCUGGGUGCAGGUGAUCUGACUUUUCCCGAGCCAAACCUUCCUUCCACAUACUCCUUCCCGUUCUGUACUUGCAUAGAAGACGACGGACAACUCCAAGUUUCUUCAAACUAAAUCAACCCGUUCCUUUCCCUCAUAUCUCUUCCAAAUAUCGUGUCGUAAGUCUACAAUCAAGAGCGAAUGGCACGAAAAAAUGCUAAUAUCAGACAGGUUCGUGAUAUCCCAUAGAAAGUUCUUGGGUUUAAUAUCACAAUGCGUUCACUUUUCACAACCGUGCCUGCUUUGGCAUGUUUGUGUUCAACCACAUUAGCUGUACCUCACAAUCCUAAGCUUGAUAGAAGACAGUACUAUGGCAACCCAGCAAGCACUGCCGCAGAGCGACAAGCUGCCGUGAAAGAGGCAUUCACAUUUGCUUGGAAUGGAUACCAAAAAUAUGCAUUUCCUCAUGAUGAACUACAUCCAAUUGCGAAUAGUUAUUCGGACUCAAGGUAUGUUGACCAGGUAUGACUCGUGACCUUUAAGCUAACUUUUCAAAAGAAACGGAUGGGGUGCAUCUGCUGUAGACGCAUUCAGCACGGCAAUUGUCAUGGAAAUUCCAGAAAUUGUAGACACAAUUUUAGACUGGAUUCCAACUAUCGAUUUCGACAAUACUUCUUCUCAGGUUUCGUUAUUUGAGACUACAAUUAGAUAUGUUGGUGGAUUACUUGCAGGUAAGCUUUUGUCGUCUAGUAAUAACUGUCAUGUAGCUUACAUAUUUUCAGGCUACGAUCUCCUCAAAGGUCCUCUUUCCAACCUCAACUCAAAUGACACGGCCGUCGACGCAGUUCUCAAACAGGCAGCACGCCUGGCUGAUAAUCUUGCAUUUGCAUUUGAUACACCAACAGGAGUGCCAUCUAACAAUAUCUAUCUCAAUCCUCCACGCACUGAUGGCUCUACCACAAAUGGAAUAGCCACAAUUGGCACACUAGUUCUCGAAUGGACUCAUUUAUCUGAUUUGACCGGUAACAAGACUUAUGGUGAACUUUCUCAAAAGGGUGAAUCAUAUUUGUUGAACCCUAAGCCCGCAUACAACUCGCCAUGGCCUGGUAAGCAAACUCCUGGGUUUCUUCCAUUCUGACUCUCUAGCCCAAACUGGUGUUCAUUCUUUCUUUAAUCCUUUCAGCGCAAUGCAGCCUUGACCCCUCGUACCUCCACCUUAAACUUUUCAAUGGUAAGGCAAUCGCUGACUUAUCUAUGCCGUAGGUCUGCUCGGUACAAACGUGAAUCUCAACACGGGACUUUUCGAAGAUGCCAGCGGAGGCUGGGUUGGUGGUGAUGACAGCUUCUACGAGUAUCUCAUCAAGAUGUACGUGUAUGACUCGACUCGAUUCGGCAAAUACAAAGAUCGAUGGAUCGCGGCUGCGGAUUCAUCCAUCAAACAUUUAGCUAGCCAUCCUUCAACUCGUCCGGAUUUGACCUUUAUGGCUGCUUAUCAAAACAAAACACGUCUGUUUGUUUCCGAGCAUCGUAAGUACAUUCUUUACCAGUUGACUUGAUUGUGAUAGAUUGGCAAGCUUUCUGCAUGGGAUUAUUAGACAUUGGAGGCAUUAGAUCGCUGUCUUUUGGGUUCUUGUGCACGAAUAUUGCCGUCUCUACAACUAAAUAUUCAAUGAAUACUGAUUAGAAACAUAGUCGCUUGUUUCGAUGGAGGCAAUUUCCUCUUGGCAGGUCUCGUGCUCAAAGAGCAAAAGUACAUAGAUUUCGGACUUGCACUCGUCGCCGGCUGCGAAGACACAUACAACAGCACACUCACUGGCAUCGGACCCGAAGUCUUCCGAUGGGUAGAAAGCGGCACUCCUACCAAUUCUUCCACUAAUCCUCCUCCAUCCGCCGACCAACAGGCAUUCUAUGAAAAGGCCGGUUUCUACAUCACCAACUCGGAUUAUAUCUUGAGACCCGAAGUCCUCGAAUCUUUUUACUAUGCUUAUCGCGUCACGGGAGACCAGAAGUAUCGUGAGUGGAGUUGGAACGGAUUUGUGGCUAUUAACGCAACAGCUAGGUAUGUAUUCAUCUGGUUUUAUUCACUCUGCGAAAGUGUGAGUACUAACUUUGAAACCCGUAGAACUGGUAGUGGAUUCGCUGAACUCCAAGAUGUCAAUGCGCCUAAGGGAGGUGGAUUUAAUGAUUUCCAAGAUAGUUUCUUGUUUGCAGAGGUUAUGAAAUAUGCAUAUUUGAUUCAUGGAGAUGUAAGCAUUUCUUCCUUCUUCCCUUCCUACUCUUUCCAUCACAUCCAGAGACUCUACGUGAAAAUUCAAAACUUACUCACGCUUAAUGCACAGGAUGAGGAAUAUCAAGUUGGAGGCGGCGGUGUUAAUAAAUGGGUAUUCAAUACUGAAGCGCAUCCCCUCAAGGUCUCAGGACCACCUAUUUAAUCAUUUUAAAAUUGAACAUUGGACUGGGUUUCGGUUUCGGGCAGGGGGUUUCAAAGGUUUCUACUUCUUCAAAUGAUGAGUUCUAUGCAGAUUGCAUUGCCAACCUAGCUAGCACCUUGUUUAAGAACUCUUCUUUUAUAGUGAUGGCCUAUAAACCCAUACCACUUUUUCAUUUAGCUUAGUUCACUAGCUGAAUGCAUUCUUACUUUUUUGCAGCGAGUUAGUUCUUGACUUAUCGUGAUGGUAUAAAUGAGG